Pyrus x bretschneideri (Chinese white pear) is the source of this 935-nucleotide messenger RNA. RefSeq names its product EKC/KEOPS complex subunit Tprkb. The coding region runs from base 170 to 691 and encodes 173 amino acids. The record is from RefSeq and is a predicted model, not a curated record. Gene Ontology annotation, biological process: telomere maintenance via recombination; tRNA threonylcarbamoyladenosine modification. NCBI's taxonomy places the organism in Eukaryota, Viridiplantae, Streptophyta, Magnoliopsida, Rosales, Rosaceae. The transcript has 8 exons. Gene Ontology annotation, cellular component: EKC/KEOPS complex; cytosol; nucleus.
CUUCCUGGCGCGCGAUUAAUAUGUUUUUUAUUUUAUUUUAUUUUUUCUUUUUUUUUUUUCGAUCGAAACCUGGUGCCUCUAAAACCCUAGGAAGUGGCAGAGCAGCAGCCAGGAAAUAUAUCAACUGCUGAUUUGCAGUGUAGAAAGUCCGGAGCUUGAAGACGCAACAAUGAAGGAGUUUCAGGUCAAUGGGAACACCCUCUAUCUUGCUCUCUUCACUGAAGUCACCAACUCCAAGGAGCUUCUUGGUUUGAUGCAAUCAGGGACACUAAACCCGGAAGUUGCAUUCCUGAAUGCUUCACUUAUCCCGGAUGUUUUCCCUUUGCUUGCAGCUGCACAUAAGACGCUCGUAUCUAAGUCCCGAGAGUCACUGACAACGCGCACUCUUCAUUCUGAGCUUGUUUACAAUUACUCGGGAUCCAAGCAUAUCACAGAGUCCUUGAAAAGAUGUGGCAUCUCUGAAAGCUCGACUUAUGUGCUUGCUGCUCGUUUCAAUGCUUCUUCUGAGGAGAUAGAACAAAAGGCAGUAGAGAAACUUGUCAAUGGAAAAGAGAUUGACUUGGAGGAGUUAGCAGCAAGAGCAGAUCAAGCCCAAAUACAAAAGCACUAUAAGAUAACAAGUGUGGAACUAGGGAUAUCAUCACUUGCUGAUGCUAUUACAUGCCGGAUUGCUUCUCGUGAUGCCUUGUGAAAAGAAGGGAAUCGAGGGCAGAAUCGCAGAGCUAUGUUUGUAAGGUGGCAAAGGAAACAGAAAAGCUGUAGCUUAUUAUUUCUGUUUGGGCAAAUCCAACUGUCUGCUGUAAUAUGUAGAAUACUUUUAGACAAAGCCGAAAUUUGGAAGACGUGAUUAUGCUAUAGCCUUCAUCCGGUAAUGUAAUCUAUGAUUAAUUUAACCUUAAUUGCAGUGAUAAUGUAGUUGUGAGUUUUGUGACCUA